This is a messenger RNA of Lathyrus sativus (Indian pea), 978 nucleotides long. The record is from the annotation of a GenBank genome assembly. Lineage: Eukaryota; Viridiplantae; Streptophyta; Magnoliopsida; Fabales; Fabaceae.
AUGGAAAUAUCUCUUCCUUUGAUGAUGCUUACCACCAUGGUUAUUAUGGCUAUGCCACUAUCAUUUGUGGUAGAAGGGAACCAACUUUCUUACAACUACUACAAGAAUUCAUGUCCAAACUUGGAAAGUUUGAUCAAGAAAGAAUUGAUGAGGUUAUUCUUGACGGAUAUUACUGCACCAUCAGCAUUUCUCAGACUCAUGUUUCAUGAUUGCCAAGUUCAGGGAUGUGAUGCCUCAAUUUUGUUGGACACAAACUAUGCUACUGACGGCUCUGAAAUGACAUCUUCGAAAAACUUUGGAAUCAGACAUAGGGAAACAAUCGGUUACAUAAAAUCAAUAUUAGAAGAAGAAUGUCCAGGACAGGUGUCUUGUGCUGAUAUUCUUAUAUUAGCUGCUAAGGUAUCAGUAUCAGUCUCUGGAGGACCGCUUAUUCAGGUUCCACUUGGAAGAAAAGAUUCGACAACAUCUAACCCUAAAGAGGCUGAUGUUAAGCUUCCUUCACCAACAAUAACAGUUGAUGAAUUUAUAUCCAUUUUCAAAUCUAAAGGAAUGAGCAUUCAAGAAUCUGUUUCCAUUUUAGGUGCACAUACACUAGGAGUUGGACACUGCUUAAACAUUGUUGGAUCAUUGUAUAAUAAAGAUAUAAGAGACAAUAUGGAUUUGAAGUUUAAAACCUUACUAACACUAGCAUGCCCAACAGAGAUUCCUCUGACAAACCUGACAGUUGUACCUAUUGACAUAACCCCCAUAAUAUUUGACAAUCAAUAUUACCGAGACAUUCUGAGGGGGAAACCUUUGUUUGGUAUUGACUCGAGGAUUACUAGAGAUCCGCGAACUGCACCCUUUGUCAUGAGGUUUGCUAUGGAUCAGAGAUACUUUUUUGAGGCUUUCUCAUCUGCAUUUGUUAAGCUUUCUUCUGCCAAUGUUGUCACAAAUAUGCAGGGUGAAGUCAGGAGAAAAUGCAACCAGGUAAACUGA